AUGACGCUGCAUGCGGUAGACCGUCAGAAACCUUCCCACACCGGCCAGGAGAAAAAUCAAAACCGCUUCUUCUCUCGGCGGCUUGUCAAGCCACACUAUGGACAGGUACCAUCGGCCGAUGACAGCGUUGCCGCCGUUGCCUCGCCGUCUCAUCUUCGUCAGAGACCGCCGGCCCUCAACAAAAUCAACCACAAACAUCAUACCAUGAAAUUUACAAUUAUCCGAACCUCUCCAGCCAUGCCGUUAUCCAAGUCCAGUGAGCUCAUAUGCUUUGCCAUCGAGAUGGCCGGCCGAACUCGACCACAGUUAACGUUACUCCGGUUUCACCUCACGUUGCGAGUCCCGUUGCGAGUCCCGCCAGCUGGGGCUACUAGCCUGCUGGCAAGGCCCUCCACAAGAAGUUCUCUACUGCCGUUGAGGGGUACAAGCAAAGCAAACUUCGGCCGCUCUUCUCUUCACGUCGUCUUGGCAGGGGCGAGGAGACAACAAAGUGGACAACAAAGUACCCGUAACGUUCUCGAAGACGGCGAAUCAUCGUCCAACUUUCCUCUAGACGGUCUGGACAUUUGUCCCGACCCCCCGGCCACGAAAUACUCGCUCGCUCAACCGACACAUGACAUUCUCGUCAAGUCGCCGGACCGAAUCGAUAUUCUUACGUCCCGUCCCGCCUUUCUGUCUCGGCACCAUUACCAGCGCAAUCUUGACCAAAUUCAACCGAAUGUUCUUCCAAUAUUCCCAAUAACCCCUCUCCCUCACUCCAUCAUCUCAUCAUCUCCAAGACCCGCAGAAUGGCCUGAUUGUGCCCCAACAAAAUGCUUAUCUAUUAUGGUCUAUUGGGUGAAGACGGACCAUCAGAGUUGGGACCGGCAGUGGCAGUCUUCGAAGGCCGGAAAGUUCUUCUCCGCUUUGCAAGGACAGCAGCUCAAGAGGUCUCCCUUCAUAGUCGGGAAGCUCAGCCAUCCUGCCAACACAACAAGGCUCCCUCGCGGUCCCAAGAUGAAGACCACCGCAGCUCUCGUCCUCACCGCCGUCGCCGGGGUGCUCGCCGCCCCUGCGCCUGCUCCCGAGCUCCUGGAGCUGACCAAGUCGGUCCCCCAGCGCGCGCAGACCGUCAACCCGGCCUUUGCCCCUUCGAAGCGCGACGCGCAGUACCACGGGCAUGGGUCGUCGUGCCACAGCCGCCACUGCCACCAGUCCUACUCGCACAGCUACUCGUACAGCUACCACGACUGGUACAACUGGUGCCACAGUCACUGUUGGCACAAGAAGAACAAGCGCGACGCCGAGCCCGGUGCCCAGGUGCCCAGCGCCCCCCAGCCUGCCUUGGGCAAGCCGCACCUCACGGAUCCCGAGAAGCGCGACCCCUCUGGCGGCGGCCACCAUGGCCACUCCUAUGACUACAAAUACUCGUACGACUGGUACUACAACUACUACUGGAGCCACCACGGGGACAAGAAGCAUCACCAUAAGCGCGCCGAGGAGGCCGACGCCGCCGUGGCUCAGCAGGCCCAGCAGGCCGAGGAGGCUCAGCAGGCUCAGCAGGCCCAGGAGGCUGAGCCGGCUCAGCUAGCCGACCAGUCUUUCACCGCCGCCGAGUUGGAGCAGUUGAACCAGAUGGCCGAGCAGGCCGAGCAGGCCCAGCAGGCGGACGCGCAGUGGUGGGGCUGGCGCUACCGUAACCCCUGGUGGCGCUACCCCCCCGGCCGCUACCCCCCCGGCCGCCGCCCGCCUUGGGGCCGUGCCGGGCGCAACCCCGCCGCUGCCGGUGCCGCCGUGAACAAGCGCCAGGAGGCUCCUGAAUCCGCCGAGCCCAUCGAGUCCGAGGCGGACGAUGCCACCGAGUCCACCGAGCCCAUGGAGCCCAACGAGGCGGACGAUGACACCGAGUACACAGAGGCCAUCGACUCCGCCGACUUGGCCGAAUCCACCGAGCCCAACCCGGCCACCACCGAGGCCGACGACGAAGCCCUGGCCAACGAGCUCGCCACCGCCGAGCUCGCCGAGUCCAACGAAAUGGCGCGCCUGGCCCAGAUCGCACAGACGGCCGAGGCCGACGGGGCGGCCCGGUGGUGGCGCUAUCGCCAUCGCUACCCCUGGUGGCGCUUUCGCCAGCCCUGGCGGGGCACGCGUGGUCGUCCCUGGCGGGGCGGCCGGGAGGCCAAGCGUUCGGAGGAGCCGGACAAGGAGCGCAGGAGCUGCUGGGGUGGUUGGUGCAGCAGCUCGUCGUACUCCUCGUACAGCUACAAAGACUGCUACUACCACGGUCACUGCGGCGGCUACUAG
Molecule: messenger RNA, 2283 nt
Organism: Sodiomyces alkalinus F11
Lineage: Eukaryota; Fungi; Ascomycota; Sordariomycetes; Glomerellales; Plectosphaerellaceae
Exons: 9
Coding region: 1-2283 (760 amino acids)
Source: RefSeq, a predicted model, not a curated record